Messenger RNA from Eimeria maxima, 1461 nucleotides. RefSeq names its product Conserved protein with 6 transmembrane domain, related. Gene Ontology annotation, biological process: proteolysis. Lineage: Eukaryota; Apicomplexa; Conoidasida; Eucoccidiorida; Eimeriidae. Gene Ontology annotation, molecular function: serine-type endopeptidase activity. The record is from RefSeq and is a predicted model, not a curated record. Gene Ontology annotation, cellular component: membrane. The transcript is spliced from 8 exons. The coding region runs from base 1 to 1461 and encodes 486 amino acids.
AUGUCUUCCCCCAUUGGCCCUAAUGGCAGCUACCUGCCCCCCCUCAAGUCCGCGAGUUCAAUGGGCGCAAUAGUCUUACCUGUUGAAGAGGAAAACAGCAGACACCGCAAUGGGGUUAGAUCAGAAGGAUAUGAAGACGACUUCGUGUCUGUUGGCACUUCUUCCCAGCCGCAGCCGCCUGCGCCAGGAAGCCCUUCCCCGGGAGGAUUGCAUGCCGUGACCAUUGGACCGCCCAAUGGUCCGCCGGUGGUCUAUGGGGGGGGAGCCUGGGGGAGACAGCAAUUCCGUGCAGCGCAGCACCCCACACGGGCGCAGCAGGUGCAGCCGGUGCUUAUGUCUCCUGAUGGGGUCUCCCAAUACGUGGUGGCUGCUGGAGGUGACAGAAGCUUUCGCCCACUAGGACAACAGCAGCAGCCACAGCAGCCGCAGCAGCAACUGCAGCCGCUGCAGCUGGUGCCGGAAAACGGGCGUUUGAUGCGCUUCAAGACCUUCAAGAGUUCAGCAGCAAGGAAAAUCGAUCUACACAUCAAACAGGGGAUGGGGCUGGUGUUUAACUUCACUUCUUUUAAUGGCCGCUGCAUCGGGCCUGUCUUAUACCCGCCAUGGACGGAUCCUGCGUCUAGCAGAAUGCCUAGGUUGGUCUCGUUUGGCUACGGUGCAUGUGAGACUAACUUGGGGCUCCGCGACACCUAUCCAGAGGCAGCAGCAUCAGAUGAACCAGCAACAGCAGAUCCAAAUGUGCUGCUGCAAAAGCUAUUUCCUCCCAAAAGAUGUGCUUGGGGAACGUGUGCGGGAGACAGGGGAUGGCCUUCCAAUCUCGUCAAGAACGGAGCAAGAGCUGCAAACCCUGCUUCUUCGGAUUCCCCCAACUCUCGCAUACUGUCGACCUUGGGCGCCCUUGACACGAACCUUAUCCGCAACUAUGGCGAAAUAUACAGGGUCUUUUGGGCCUCCUUUUUGCAUGGGGGUUGGGUGCAUUUGGCUAUAAACAUUCUUUGUCAGAUGGCGGUUCUCUUCAUCCUUGAACCCGCUGAGGCUUUAGAGUUUGCGACGCAGGUGUGGGGUUUUUGGCGGUGUCUGCUGACUUGGAUUGUUAGCGCAAUGUCAGGAAAUCUCCUUAGUGCCGUCUUUGAUCCUUGCACGACCACUGUUGGGUCUUCGGGGGCCCUUUACGGCCUCUUGGGAGGUCUAGUGCCAUUUGCCGUAGAGAACUGGGACUUUUUGCAUUAUCCAUGGUGUGUGCUUGCUAUCGUCAUUGUUGUCAUUGCCACUGCUCAGCUGAACAGCAUGGGGGGCUUCUCCGCAGUUGACAACUUUGCUCACUUGGGUGGAUGUCUUGGCGGUUUACUCUUCGGUUUUGCCACAAUAUACACCCUGAGACCCAUCAGAGGCGAAGACACAGGCGGAGUUGAGGGAACUACGCGCAGGGGGGCCCAGCUUCUUGUGGGGAAGUUUACUUGA